This is a messenger RNA of Phytophthora nicotianae INRA-310, 330 nucleotides long. RefSeq lists its product as hypothetical. Bases 1 to 330 code for a protein of 109 amino acids. The transcript has a single exon. The record is from RefSeq and is a predicted model, not a curated record. Lineage: Eukaryota; Oomycota; Peronosporomycetes; Peronosporales; Peronosporaceae.
AUGGUCUCUGCUACGAGCUCCAAGUGGACUGUGUCGGCUGCGCAGCUCGCCAAGCUCAAGGAAAAGAUUUCGCCUCCUGUCUCGGAAGUGUACGCCAAAGUGGACCCUACCCCAGCUCUGCUUAAAGUGCACAUCUCGCAAGCUGAAGUGAAGAAGAACACCAGCAAAGCUCACCGCGUGAAGCUUCGUACCGCCUACGAUGAUAACAAGGAUGGCGUGGUGCUCUUGCUAGAGGUGCAGGACAGCAAGACGAGGAAAGUUAGCGGGGAGGAAAGACGUCACACGAAGAAUUUGUGGUGUAGUAAUUACCACGGCAACUCUAGCUACUAG